This is a messenger RNA of Grosmannia clavigera kw1407, 1791 nucleotides long. RefSeq names its product siderochrome-iron transporter. NCBI's taxonomy places the organism in Eukaryota, Fungi, Ascomycota, Sordariomycetes, Ophiostomatales, Ophiostomataceae. The coding region runs from base 1 to 1791 and encodes 596 amino acids. The transcript is spliced from 7 exons. The record is from RefSeq and is a predicted model, not a curated record. Gene Ontology annotation, biological process: transmembrane transport. Gene Ontology annotation, molecular function: transmembrane transporter activity.
AUGGAUUUCACAGACGCACUAAAGGAAAUGAUCCGACGGGUGCCCGCGAACGAGCGGGCCGACGUGUUCGCUGCAACGGAGACGCCGAUCGGCGCAGCUGCUGCUGCCGCUGAGAAUGAUGGCGGCGAGAAGGGCCUGGCUAAGGCGACAACUGCGGCUGUGGCCGAGGCCGAAGCAGGCGUGUCUAAUAUCGCGGCGACACAGUCAGUCUGGGGAAAGAAAGGCUUCUAUCUGGUGUGUAUAGGACUGGCCAUGAUUAUGACCUUGUUCAAUUACUCGACCUCAGACUUCAACAACCUCUCGGCCCUGGGUACCCUCAACACAGCCACAGUCAUCAUUUUCGCCGUGGCCAAGCCACCCAUCGCCAAGAUCUCCAACGUCAUCGGUCGUGGCCAGACUUUGGCUAUGACCGUGUGCUUCUAUCUUCUCGCCUAUAUCCUCAUGGCAUCAGCCAAGUCGAUUGGGCCGUACGCCGGCGGCAUGGUGUUUUACAACAUUGGCCAGUCGGGUAUGAAUGUAAUGACGCACAUCAUCGUUGCUGAUAUCACCAGUCCACGCUGGCGGUCCUUUGGCCUUGCCAUCUGCUACUUCCCCUUCCUCAUCACGCCUUGGGUAUCGGCCCUGAUUGUAAACAGUGUCGUGUCUGACGGAGGCAUCGGUUGGCGCUGGGGAAUUGGCAUGUUUGCGUUUCUCAUGCCCUUUGGCGCCAGCUUCAUCAUCGGCACUCUCCUGUGGUAUCAGCGAAAAGCGCGCAAGCUCGGCAUCCUACAUACGCAAACGAUUACAUUAUACGGCUUCUGCUCUGAGAUCGACCUCGGCGGCAUGUUGCUCUUCAUUGCUGGCUUUGCCUGCUUCCUCCUACCGCUGACCAUUGCGGCCCAGGAAAAGAACGGCUGGAGGACCGGCUGGAUCAUUGCGCUCAUCAUCAUUGGUGCCUUUCUGCUGAUCUGUCUGCCCUAUUACGAGACGUACUACUCGCGUCACCCCAUCAUCCCCAUGUUCUACCUUAAGAACGCCACCAUCAUUUUGUCCUGUUUGCUGGUCAUGACCGACAGUAUCGGCUUCAGUGCCACCCACACAUACCUCUAUGACUGGGGUGCUGUGGCCCAUAAUUUCCGUCCUACUGUCGAUACCUAUUAUGUCUACACUAACGGCGUCAUCCAAAGCCUCGUCGGCAUCUUUGCUGGACUUUACAUGUACUGGGCCCGUCGCUACAAGUGGCUCAUCAUGUCUGGCACUGUUCUUCGCCUCAUCGGCUACGGUGUCAUGAUUCGCCUGCGAGGUGCCCACAACUCCCUGGCCGAGCUCUUCAUUGUCCAAGUCAUUCAAGGUGCCGGCAGCGGCAUCAUCCAGACCGCCCCCUUGGUUGCGCCCCAGCUGGUCAUCCCCCACAGCCAAGUCGCACAAAUGAUCGCCGUCGUGUGGACCUUUUCCUAUCUCGGCAGCAGUUUGGGCUCCACCAUCGCCGGCGCUAUCUACACUAACACGAUGCGGGAGCGUCUGAUCGCGCGCCUGGGCAGCGAUGCCUCGUCUGCUCUGGUUGAUUCCCUGUACAACUCCAUCACUGGGACGCUACCAACAUGGGGGUCGGCCGAUCGGAUUGCAAUCAACCUUGCUUACUCCGACGUCAUCCGAUACAUUACAUACUCGGCCCUCGGGAUGUCCAUCCCGGCAAUCAUCUUUACCUGGUUCCUACCGAAUCUUGAAAUUCCAGAUGUUCUCAUGGGUGGAGUAGACGGGCAGCAUGCCGAGGACUCACCAUCAGAGGAACGCAGAACUUUGAGGAAAUAA